Molecule: messenger RNA, 3037 nt
Organism: Sabethes cyaneus
Lineage: Eukaryota; Metazoa; Arthropoda; Insecta; Diptera; Culicidae
Exons: 2
Coding region: 108-1748 (546 amino acids)
Source: RefSeq, a predicted model, not a curated record
UUUUAGUGCUUUAGUGUUAAAUUGUAGCAGCGAUAAAGUUGAUGAGCCUUAUUCGGUAGAAUAUGAUAUUAUAUCUGCGAUUGUUCGCAUUUUGAAGCAACUAGGUAAUGCUGGAGACUGCAUGCGAAAAAUUAUCCGCCAUGAGUGAUCAGGAUGAUCCUUUAGCUCAAACUCAAGCCACUCCUCGUAGCUCGCUUGGUUCUGGAGUGUUGUCAUACAGUAAUUCAUCCAUAUCGCCUUCCACUAGCUCCAGUAGCUCACAAGGAUCUGCGAAAUCGGCCGUCAGUGAAUGUCUUGGAGCAUGGUUAAAUUAUUUGCAAAUUAUGAACAACUUUUGUGCCGCCGGAUAUCGAUUGGCACAAACAAUAGCUGCUCUAGAGCCAUGGGCUACUCUUGAUCAAUCAACACAAACCGGUGGCAGUGGAGUACAACAGCAGCAAACACAGUCACAGCAGCAACAACCUUUUGUAACACCACAAAUACCAUCGCAUAUGGCUUUUCAAUUUAUUACGGCUUGGGAUGAUUUAGCACGCGCAUCAGUAGUAGCUACGAGUACAGUAAAAUCUCAUAUUGUGAGCGUUUUACAAGAUUUUAAAACUCAACCGCUUAGCUCGGUGGACCAAGAAAAUGAUUUACAACAUAUUCGAGAGUAUAAUCAACUUAUUUUGCAAGACAAUGCUCAAACAAUGAUUAAUCUCCAGCAUCAGUUCUGUGUCGCUUCGUGCGACUCAUUUGCACAACUCAUGUGUUGCUAUCAAUGUCAAACUCAGGUUGGUUUUCCGCACGAUCCUGAAUGUCCUAUGAUACAGCAUCCCAUGUCAGCAGCAGCUGCUAUAGCCCGAAGUGACCAGCGAUCUCAAACGCCUUCGCCACAUUUUGGUAUGAAAAUACAAGAAACUCGCUUAUAUGAUCGUGGAUCAAUCUCAACUCAAGGCUCGUCGGAUCAUGGAACAACAGCUUAUGAACAAACGCGUGGACCAUCGCCUCAUGAUAUUCGAGGACCAAGUCCCAUACAGGGCUAUCUGGAUAACAUUCGUGGUCCACUGCCGAAUCCUGGACACCUUUCCGGAAUGAAAGCUCCAUUCUACCGUGGAUCUCGAAGUCCGCUUAAUUUUCCACUAUUCACGCUGAACGGUCAACGGCGCUGGUCUGAAGCUGCAGCCGGGGAGGUGAAUUCUGAAUCGACGCUGGACGCCGAAAGUCAGAUGCGUAGGUGGUCUAUGCCAUGGGAAGCUAAAGCAGACAAAACGACAGUUCACUGGAAUCAAACUAGAAUUAUGCCCAUAUCCAAGCUAGCCGUUCCACAGCAGCAAUCGAGCGGGGCCAAGUCAUCCACCGGCGAACGCAGUCAAAGCACAACUCCGGAUUCAACCUGGCACUCGUCGGUAACUAGUCAAGACGGUUUGGUCGAAGCCAUUCAAUUGCUCUCUUGCCGGCCGGUUUAUCGGCUUCCACCGAUGCCGCCACCAAGCAUCGGACCACCCUUUGCAGAGGAGCCCACCGGAGCGAAUUUCCAACAACAGCAGCAGCAACAACAACAACAACAACAACAACCACAGUCAACUCAGCAUCAAUCAUCAUUUAGCAACAACAGCAUAGGACUAUACGGCAUAUGGACCCAACAGAAUCCGCCAAGUAAUCUACUUCGUCAAUCAGCAACACAGGAGCGUGGAGGUGGCGGCGUGCCACCCUUCAUGCAGUACAUCCGGGAGCAAGAGGGUUCUCUCGAUGAGAACCCACCGCCUUAGAUGCGCGAUAUCUGAACAAUUGUAACGGUUCAAUCUCGAUGAUAUUAGUAAUCUCAAUGUAGUUCUACGCUAUAUGAUCGCCAAACCAUCACACUGCAAUUAUUUUAAUGGUGCGUUUACUCGUAUAAUCCAGUGUCAUGAGAAUUUUUAAUUUUGUUGAUUAGAUGUUUUGAACUGACUGUUGUAGGAUGUUGUUAAGUGUUUUAGAGAGGGAUACUGCACAAAUUACUGUUUUCCGAUUUAUUUAGUCAUUUAGUCAAAAAUUAGGUUCUCUAUAGUUUUUAAAUGUAUAACAGGGCAUGUGGCAUGACAAUUUCGAUAUCAAUUUUAUAGAUCUGCAAGAAACAGUUUUAUACAUAUUCGUUUUUAGAUAUAAAUUAUUCUUAUUGCAGAAUUGGUGGGUGUUAAGUCAAACCGGAUCGAUUCAGCAAGCGAUCAAGAAUUCUAUAAGCUGCAUUUUACUAAUAAUAAAUAAAUUUUACUGCAUUUUACUCUAAUCAGAUAAAGUAAAGCAUAAAAUAUGAUAUGAAAUGAUUUACUACAAACUACAAAAAAAACUACAAACAACACAGAGCAAGAAACUUUUAAUUCGUUUUUCUUGAAAUCAGAAUUUUGUCGUUCGGUUCCGUCUGACUUAACGUCGACCAAUUCAAAAUAUCUAAACGCAAAUUAUAAUUUUUCUAUGGAAGUAACUACAAAAAUCUCUUCGAAUACCCCUUUCGGGGAAAAAAUUAUAUCUUAUAACCAAAUUAACUAGUUUUUAACAGUUACGUAUUUCGAUCCCCCACAUAAAUGUUCUGAUGUCUACGUGGACUGCGAAAAAAAGAAACACGCAGGUUAAUACAGGCGUUCUGUAACACGCCAAGAUUUUGGAACAAACUUAUAUUUUUGAACACGCUUUAAUUGUAUGCCGUUCGUAUCCGUGACUUUAAGGCUAGGAGUAUCGAUUUUUACCGCAACCAUUACUAGUCGUUUGUGACCAAAAUGCAAAAAUGAUCUUUUCUGUUUUGGAUGAAUAUCAAAUACAAUAUUGUUGAAAGAGAAGUCAAAAACAACAGUCGGGGGACGCUUCCGUUAAAACUUUGAUAUUACCCUGUUAUGCUAUAUUAGUUCGCAUUCCCUUGGCGUACAGUCCACCGAUUAAAUAUUGUAUAGGUAGUCGCCCAACACAAAAUCUCACAAAAUAUCUGGAUUAGUCGAAAUAGCAUUAAGGAAUUUCGGCAGUUUUUGAAAUGUUACAUUUUUAUGGUAUCUAUGUACUUGCAAAAUGCUAAUAAAAUUUUCCAAAC